CCAAUGAAACUCUCAUUCUUGCUGGAUUGUUUUGAAAAUAAUUGAGAGAAUAAAUGGAUUGGAGAUUUUCUAUUGGUCCAUUUAUUUGCCUUUUGCUUCUGUUGAAUUUCUGGCUUAAAAGUGGAAAGGUGUUCUAGACUCGUAGAAGCGUGUUUCAGUUUUCUUCUGUUACCUCUGCCACUGUCACUGCAAUCCCUCCUCCCUUAUAAAUAGUGAGAAUUAAGAUCACGCACAGAAAUCCGGAACGCAACAAUGGAUAGAGAAUCCAUAAUUGUUUACGCAAUUGGAGCAAUUGUGAUUUUCUUUCUCCUCAUCCAUUCACCAAAUAACAACAACCGCCACCACCACCACCGCCUCUUGCUCCACCGUGAUGAAAACCAAGAAUCGAACACUAACCAUUCACACACAUCUGAAGAGUGGGACGAAAACUUAAAUGUAACUGACACGAUUGUACGUAUAUUCCCGGAAAUCGAUGCGGACCCCACAGAUCAGUUUGUGGACCUCCACGAAUUAACUGAAUGGAACUUCGAGCAAGUUCAAAGAGAAGUAUUGCAUCGAAGUCAGAGAGAAAUGAACAUUCACGACAAGAACCACGACGGUUAUCUUUCCUUCUCCGAAUACGGUCCUCCAACGCCAGAUCCACACACCGGAAGCGCCACAAACCUCGCGCCGGAGUUCCACUUCCUUCAUUUCACGCCGCCGUGAGAAAACUUUUUUCGCCGCCGGCGAAUCUUCCUCCUCAAACCCAGCAGUGACCGGAGAUCACACCACCAUACGCGAAACCUCGCU
Cicer arietinum (chickpea) is the source of this 789-nucleotide messenger RNA. The record is from RefSeq and is a predicted model, not a curated record. Lineage: Eukaryota; Viridiplantae; Streptophyta; Magnoliopsida; Fabales; Fabaceae.